CCAGCCCCCACCCCCCACCGGACAAACCCUAGCCUCACAUCCCGCACUCCUCCCUCCUCCUCCUUCCUCGUUAGCCGGUGCCGCCGUUCUGCCUCCCUCCUCUCUGUCCUACAACCAUGCCGCCGGGAGGAAGCCGCCGUCCGUGGCGCCAUACCCCUGUCGAGGUGCUGCGCAUGCUUCGUUCCCCACAGCCCCUCCCUCAUCCUCGGUCGUCACCGCCGUUGCCUGCUACUCCCCUCCACCACCGUUGCUGCUUAUGGGUCGGAUCUGGCGUUGGUGGGUCGGAGCUCGAGCUAGAGGCCGAGAUGGGGAAGGUCAAAAAAGGAGACCGGAUGGAGGUGCUCGAGGCCGAGGAAGCUGGAGAUGCAUGGGGCAACGCUCCAGUCGUGAUGUGGUGGAGCUGCGCAGGAGGGGGAGGAGGCUGGCGACAGGGAACUGGGCCAGGGAGGAGGCAAGAUAUUAAUUUCCUUUCAUGGGAGGCCUUCAUUACAUUUCAGCAGCGGUUGCGGAUGUGGUCGGCGGUUGAGGGAGGGUCACCGACUAGAGCAGCAGGAGCAAGGAGCUCGAGGAGGUUCAGGUUUGCCUAUACAUCCUCUCUCUUUCCUCCACUUUGUCUCAUGCAUGAGGGUGUUGGCUGCAGGGGCGCCGAGAAGAAUGGAAGGCAGAGCUCUGUGAGGGCAGGACUGCAGGAGCUGACGAUGGUCAUGGUUUGCCUCUACUACAUCGUCUGCCAAAGACCGAUCCAGAAGAUAUGGUUCUUGAUUAUCUAUAGCCUUCCAUGCUGGGCUUCUCUCUGAUAAACAAAGGAGAUGAUAUUGCAAUAUGCUAACCAGAUUGAUAGCCAGACGCUUGCGGCAGCCGCACAACACGUGAGGUCCAGCCGCAAUAGCUCUUCCCCAAGGUAUCUUGCCCCCUCAUGCCCUCAUUUCUUCCUCUCGCUUCUCACAUGUAUACAUGCCCAAUAAACGUUGUACUGAUGUAGUCCAUCGAAUGUAGAGAACUAAUGGUCAAUUAAUUCUCUCACUCAUCAAUUUACAAACUCAGGAUUUUCUUUCACAUGGGGCUUGGCAUGUUUACGUUCAAUUGUGUGGAUUUUGGUGUAUUGUGUGAUUGUUCCCUGAUUUUUUUGAAGGGUCUGGCUAAGGCACGGUUCUAGCAACAACUAGACAACGACCAACCUGAGUUGAUAGGUUACAGAUGGAAGUUCUUUUUCUUUUUUGAGAUAUAUGCCUACGGUUUCAACUUACUGUGGUAGAUAGUUUUAACAUUAUUUGUGCAGACAAAAUGUGUAUAUCUCAUUUUACAUUGCAACCAGAUUAAAACAAUCCUAUGUAUACUAUAUAAACAUAGAGAAUUAUAUCCACAUCAUGCCUAACAGUCUAUUGUUUCUUUCUGCUUAAAUGAUUGACAUCCAAAGAAGCAAUACAGUCACAUUACUACACUCCAUGGAUCCUUCUCUAUAUCUCAAUAUAAGCACUCUUAUCCAGCUAGGAUUUGUGUUUUUUCACUUUCUAAAAUGGAAAGGAAAAAAUCUGUCUAUUGAUUGUUUUGAAGAUAUUGUUCUUAGUCAUUUUAAAUUGUUGAAUCCUAUACCUAUUGGUUAUAAAUACCUCCACGGAAUAUUUAGGGAUUGAACAAACAAGUAAGUGGAAGAUCCUUUAUAUUUGGAGAUUCGUAGAUCUAUAUUGUCUGUACAAUCAAUCCUCUGCUUUUUCUUAUGCGAGUAAACUCAAUGAAAUGUCUACUAUUGGUGCCAGAUUAAAUUGUCUUUUGCUGCUAGCUUAUACGACAUCUGUUCCCAACUUCUCUCUAAAAGUGUCUUAGUUUGUUGAGAAAAUUUGCCACUUGCUUUUUUUAUUUGCUUUAUAGUAUCCCAAUCUAAAUAGUAUUACUACCGAGAGAAAUAGAACUAUUUUCAUUUCAAUUGUUCAAGACCAUCUAAUUUUUAUUAGAAGGAAUUUUGUAGAUAGGAAAUCUGAUGCUUGGCGGUCUCUGCAAUGCUGUUUAGUCACUGCAGGUACUAAAGAUAAAUGGUUGCUUUUUGAGAUGGCAAAUUCACAAUCUAUUCUGCCUUGGUGUCAAUAAAGGUAAAUUUGGUCCACCAUAUCUUAUGAACAAUGGAAUUUGUCAAUCUGAAGGUGUGCAUCAUUACUAUUCUUGCUUUAUGGUUGCCUUCCGAGUGCACUUUUAUUAGUUUUAACAUAUUAAUUUUAAUAUGCUUGAUUGACCAUAUUAUAUAUUUCACUUCACCGGGGUGGUUGGUGGAAGUGUUGGUUAAAAUAUUUUAUACAGUUGAAUAUUCUUGAUUCACUAUUUUGUAGCCUGCUCUUAGUUGUAUAGUAUUAAUUCUUAAAACUUAAUCACUUAAAAUUAGUUAAUUUAAUGAGUUGUUUCACUAUUUUCAAAUAAGUAGUUUCAGCCCACACUAUGUCCUAAAACUUAUUCUUACUGCCUUUUAUGACUUAAAUGUAACCAUUGGCAUAUAAUCUCAUGUCUUAAAAUCUUAGUUGAGAAUGUAUUAAAAGUUAUAAGAUCUGGAGUUUCCACUAUAUUUCAUCUAGCGGUACUCCCAGUAAUUGAUUAUUAAGAGCACAAACGAUCAUAGGAUGUACAUUCAGUUACUGGAAAAUGCUUUUAUCUUGCAGGCCAGUUUUACAUUUACUUUUUCAAUAAUGAGAUGACUAUGAACAAAGUAUCAAGUUUUUUGUCUUGGCAUUACUGCCGCCGUGUACGGAUGGUUAUUGAAAGAAAAAGGAUUCAAGCGGCAUACCUUCACUUGAUAUAUGCUUUAACCGCAAGAACUGUUGUUAUUUUCUUUUCCUUUCCUGCAAUGAUGGUAGUUCGCCUUUGAUUCUAGAAGUCGCAAAGGAGUGAAGGAUAGAGAUUUCCAUUGUCGUUGAAUUGGUGGGAUUGUCACCAAGUUAGUGUUGCAGAUUGUUUCUAUUUUAGAGCAAGAAGCCAAAUCGUUGUUCAUUGUAAAUGUUGAAAAACUUGUAUACUGUCACUUCUAUAUCUAUUAUAAACUUUCGUUCCUGGUGUGGUA
This is a messenger RNA of Triticum dicoccoides, 3043 nucleotides long. RefSeq lists its product as uncharacterized. The transcript has 5 exons. The coding region runs from base 117 to 797 and encodes 226 amino acids. The record is from RefSeq and is a predicted model, not a curated record. NCBI's taxonomy places the organism in Eukaryota, Viridiplantae, Streptophyta, Magnoliopsida, Poales, Poaceae.